GGGGCUGCCUUCCCUGGCGCAUCCCCGAGCGCAGCACCGGCGCUGCCGAGCCACCUCCCCCGCCGCCCGCUAGCAAGUUUGGCGGCUCCAAGCCAGGCGCGCCUCAGGAUCCAGGCUCAUUUGUUUCCACCUAGCUUCGGUGCGCCCUGCUAGGCGGGGACCCUCGGGAGCGAUGCCGGUGGAUGUGAUUUUAGUUGUGUGGUUCUGUGUGUGCACUGCCAGGACAGCAGAAGAUAUGAAGCCACCCGUGUUAUCGCUGAUGUGGAGUACUAGAGUUCUGAAGUCUCUGCUUCAGCAAUUCCUUCAGGGAGUGGUGGGCUUUGGGAUGGACCCUGACCUUCAGAUGGAUAUCAUCACCGAGCUUGACCUUGUGAACACCACCCUUGGAGUGGCUCAGGUGUCUGGAAUGCACAAUGCCAGCAAAGCAUUUUUAUUUCAAGACAUGGAAAGAGAGAUCCAUGCAGCUCCUCAUGUGAGUGAGAAAUUAAUUCAGCUGUUCCGGAACAAGAGUGAAUUCACCUUUUUGGCCACUGUACAGCAGAAGCCAUCCACUUCAGGAGUAAUACUGUCCAUUCGAGAACUGGAGCACAGCUAUUUUGAACUGGAGAGCAGUGGCCUGAGGGAUGAGAUUCGGUAUCACUACAUACACAGUGGGAAGCCAAGGACAGAGGCACUUCCUUACCGGAUGGCAGAUGGACGAUGGCACAAGAUUGCCCUGUCAGUUAGUGCCUCUCAUCUUCUGCUCCACGUCGACUGUAACAGGAUUUAUGAGCGUGUGAUAGACCCUCCAGAUACCAACCUUCCCCCAGGAAUCAAUUUAUGGCUUGGCCAGCGCAACCAAAAGCAUGGCUUAUUCAAAGGGAUCAUCCAAGAUGGGAAGAUCAUCUUUAUGCCGAAUGGAUAUAUAACACAGUGUCCAAAUCUAAAUCGCACUUGCCCAACCUGCAGUGAUUUCUUAAGCCUGGUACAAGGAAUAAUGGAUUUACAAGAGCUUUUGGCCAAGAUGACUGCAAAACUAAAUUAUGCAGAGACAAGACUUAGUCAAUUGGAAAACUGUCAUUGUGAGAAGACUUGUCAAGUGAGUGGACUGCUCUAUCGAGACCAAGACUCUUGGGUAGAUGGUGACCAUUGCAGGAACUGCACUUGCAAAAGUGGUGCCGUGGAAUGCCGAAGGAUGUCCUGUCCCCCUCUCAAUUGCUCCCCAGACUCCCUCCCGGUGCACAUUGCUGGCCAGUGCUGUAAGGUCUGCCGACCAAAAUGUAUCUAUGGAGGAAAAGUUCUUGCAGAAGGCCAGCGGAUUUUAACCAAGAGCUGUCGGGAAUGCCGAGGUGGAGUUUUGGUAAAAAUUACGGAAAUGUGUCCUCCUUUGAACUGCUCAGAAAAGGAUCACAUUCUUCCCGAGAAUCAGUGCUGCCGUGUCUGUAGAGGUCAUAACUUUUGUGCAGAAGGACCUAAAUGUGGUGAAAACUCAGAGUGCAAAAACUGGAAUACAAAAGCUACUUGUGAGUGCAAGAGUGGUUACAUCUCUGUCCAGGGAGACUCUGCCUACUGUGAAGAUAUUGAUGAGUGUGCAGCUAAGAUGCAUUACUGUCAUGCCAAUACUGUGUGUGUCAACCUUCCUGGGUUAUAUCGCUGUGACUGUGUCCCAGGAUACAUUCGUGUGGAUGACUUCUCUUGUACAGAACACGAUGAAUGUGGCAGCGGCCAGCACAACUGUGACGAGAAUGCCAUCUGCACCAACACUGUCCAGGGACACAGCUGCACCUGCAAACCGGGCUACGUGGGGAAUGGGACCAUCUGCAGAGGUAGGCUUACCACCUUAGGGAUUUCUUUAGAGCUAUUGGAUGAUUUGACCAUAAAUCAUAAGCAUAAAGACAAGAUUGAUGUGAACGUGGAUGACAAAAAUCCCUUUUAG
This is a messenger RNA of Mandrillus leucophaeus (drill), 1915 nucleotides long. RefSeq names its product NEL-like 1 (chicken) (gene NELL1). The transcript is spliced from 16 exons. Lineage: Eukaryota; Metazoa; Chordata; Mammalia; Primates; Cercopithecidae. Gene Ontology annotation, molecular function: calcium ion binding; protein binding. The record is from RefSeq and is a predicted model, not a curated record. Bases 173 to 1915 code for a protein of 580 amino acids.